This is a messenger RNA of Anopheles funestus (African malaria mosquito), 632 nucleotides long. RefSeq names its product ATPase inhibitor A, mitochondrial-like. Gene Ontology annotation, molecular function: ATPase inhibitor activity. The record is from RefSeq and is a predicted model, not a curated record. Gene Ontology annotation, biological process: negative regulation of ATP-dependent activity. The transcript has 2 exons. Gene Ontology annotation, cellular component: mitochondrion. Lineage: Eukaryota; Metazoa; Arthropoda; Insecta; Diptera; Culicidae. The coding region runs from base 115 to 387 and encodes 90 amino acids.
CGAAAUCCAAGUACACUUUUCCUGUCAACAACGCAUCGAACACCGGAAAACUGUACAUCUAGCAUAACUUUUCAACAUUAAAAUUGCAUCUUUUGUUUGUUGACCGUGUUCUUCAUGUUUGCCCUACACAAUCGUUUCGUUCGUCUAUAUCCAUCGUAUUUGAGAUUAGCGAAAAUGAGCCAAGUCGGAGAAAUGGGAAGCGGUGCCGGCAAGGGAGGUGGUGGCGGUGGAGCGAUUCGAGAAGCUGGUGGAUCUUUCGGUAAAAUGGAAGCAGCCCACGAAGAGGAAUACUUUUACAAACAGCAGCGCGAACAGCUUGCUAAACUAAAAACAUCGGAUAGCACCGGAGCCAGUUCGACGAAAUCGAGUACCGAUGGCCAAAAGUAGAUAGCAUUUGUUAGUAAGCGCUUACCUUUGUUCACCUUACCAAAGCUAGCAACUCCUGUUUGAUGUAACAUCUGGCCAUAGAUCGACAGCUCUUCCAGCGUAGCAGACACUUCGUACGACUCCCGGCGACGAUAUGGAUGAAUGUUGAAAUGCUCGAAUAUGUUGCGCCAUUCACCAUAGAUGGCAAAAUUUUUCUCAUCAAAUGCACACUGAUCAAACAAUAUAUCUUUCUUGAUGGAACUGAA